Messenger RNA from Symbiodinium sp. CCMP2456, 660 nucleotides. The record is from the annotation of a GenBank genome assembly. NCBI's taxonomy places the organism in Eukaryota, Dinophyceae, Suessiales, Symbiodiniaceae.
AUGCACUCUUUUGCGAUCGCAUGCUGCCUGGCGCUGUGCCUCCAUGAGGCAGGAGCUGCAGCAACCACUGGUGGACGUCGGCUGGACAUUGUCAACCGAUGUAGCCGCCCCAUGGUCAUCGCUCCUACUGGAGGCAAUUCUGAGAUCCCAUGUGGCAGCGGCUGCCCGGGUGGCAUGACUUGCAAUCCGAAGACGACACAAUGCUACUUCGAUCUCCAUCAGCCAGGAGAAGACUGGACGAUAGCUCCUGGUGAGACACUGGUCAUGCACACGCCUAACGAGGCGGUUCAGCAAGGCAACGGGAUCUUUGCCGAGUGGAGCGGGAAGAUCGAGUUCUACCCGAACCACACUCAGGAUGGCGGAUUAAUCCCAUCUGCUUUCUGCAACAACCAGGACUUCUGUCCGUCCUAUCAGGGGCUCAACGGCGUGGCUACUGCCAUCGAGUUUACUUUUGUCCCAUUCGGCCCAGACUACUACGAUGUCUCCAUCAUCAACGGCUUCAACAUUGGAAUUGAGAUGAAGCCCAAUUCCGCCUUCACGCAGACGACGGAGGAAGCCGCUGGCAGCUUCGAGGGCUACAACUGUGGGAGUGCUGGUGCCUUCCAUCAGCCGGACCCCCGCCUGAGUGCCUGGGCUCUUUCUUCGCUCAGCGCCCGAUAA